AGCAUUGUGUGCGCUCUGCGUCGUCCAUCGGUCUGCAAUAUAAUCCACCAAGCAAAGGAAAUAAUAGCCUCUCUCACUCGUGGAAUAGAAUACAUAGGAGAGGAGAGAAUAGAGAUGCAGGGGGAAAUCUGCUAGACACGUCUCGAUCGAUCUCCCUAUAUAUACUAGCACCAGAUUUUACUUUUGAUUUACCACCCCUGCUGAUCUCGUACGUACAACUAGCUAGCAGGCUCUACUACUCCAUAGCCAACACUAGCUGCAGCAGCACUGCUGCUCCGGCCUCCGGUCAUGGACGACUACGGCAACGCGAGCGCGGGCACGGCGGCGCCGCAGCCGCAGCAAUAUUACUGCCGCUCCGUGUCGCCGCCGUCCAGGGUGUCGUCGUCGUGCUCGCCGCCACCGCCUCCUCCUCCUCCCGCUGUCCUGCAGGUGGUGGGCAACGUGCCGCCGCCGACCGUCGUCCUGAGCCCGUGCGCGGCGUGCAAGAUCCUCCGCCGCCGCUGCGCCGACGGCUGCGUGCUGGCUCCCUACUUCCCGCCGACCGAGCCCGCCAAGUUCACCACGGCGCACCGCGUCUUCGGCGCCAGCAACAUCAUCAAGCUCCUCCAGGAUCUGCCGGAGAGCUCGCGCGCGGACGCGGUGAGCAGCAUGGUGUACGAGGCGGAGGCGCGGCUGCGGGACCCAGUGUACGGGUGCGCGGGGGCGGUGUGCCGGCUGCAGAAGCAGGCCAACGAGCUCAAGGUGCAGCUGGCGCGCGCGCAGGCCGACCUGCUCAACGCGCAGGCCAAGCACGCCAACCUGCUCGCCCUCUUCUGCGUCGAGAUGGCCAAUCGCCGCGGCAACCAGCAGCACCCGUCGCCGCUGACGACGAUGAUGGACGGCGGCGGCGGCGGCGGAUUCGGCGCGGCGGCGUACUACCAGCAGACGACGUUGUACGACUCGGACCUGGACUCGGCGACGACGUGGCCGGAUCACGAAGCCCAGCUCUGGACCUAGCUCAUGCUUCUAUCGAUCUCGACUACUACAAGUACUUUUUGUUGCAUAAACAAAUACUAGCUAGUACGUAGCACAUGCAUGUGCGUUCUGCAACGGCAACGUUUGCAUCUUGUCGGAUGCUGCUGCAAGAACGCUGUGCAGCCGGCCGUAAUUACGAAGUAUACCCCCGUCAAUAUACGAUUAGUUGCUCUUGAUGAAUGAAUGCAUCUUGUCUUACUC
Messenger RNA from Zea mays, 1215 nucleotides. RefSeq lists its product as uncharacterized. The record is from RefSeq and is a predicted model, not a curated record. NCBI's taxonomy places the organism in Eukaryota, Viridiplantae, Streptophyta, Magnoliopsida, Poales, Poaceae. The transcript has 2 exons. Bases 289 to 996 code for a protein of 235 amino acids.